CAAGAUAGCUAGCUUUACGCCGAGGAUGGAGAACUGACAGGGGAAGCUUCAUUUCACGAUUCAAACAUUUUUGAGACUGGGACAACUUAUAAUUAGUUGACAUGUCGCUGGUUGCAUCCUAGUGGCUUAUCUUCAGAUCGCCAUCUCAAUUUUGAUGGGAUCGGUGUUCGCUGCAAUUUCUGCUGUGCGUAUGCUAAUCGCUGUGGUCAAAUCGAAAGGCGGAGUUCUGCAGGUCAAAAAACGGGACAAGCGACCAUCAUGUUUGGAAGACCCGAGUCUAGGGGAACCACAAAUUAUAUACCUAGAGGAUGUCAAGCUGCAUUAUGUAGUCAGUGGUCCAGAGGAUAAACCAUUGAUGCUGUUCGUUCAUGGCUUUCCUGAGUUUUGGUAUUCCUGGAGACACCAGAUCAGGGAGUUUUCUUCUGAUUACAGGGUUGUUGCCGUGGAUCAGCGUGGUUACAACGAGUCAGAAGCACCUGAUGGCAUGAUGAAUUACUCAGUGCGCAAAUUGAUUAAAGACCUGAAACAGCUUAUCCCUGCUCUUGGCUAUGACAAAUGCGUGUUGGUGGGCCAUGACUGGGGUGGGGCUAUAGUCUGGAUGUUUGCCAUGAAAUACCCACAUUUGGUCGACAGACUCAUCGUGCUGAAUGGGCCCCAUCCUGGGAUGUUCGAAGAGUUUAUCAGGACAAGCUGGAAGCAGUUUAAAAUGUCCUGGUACAUCAGUUUCUUCCAAAUCCCCUUCAUCCCUGAAAUAUCAGGCUGGAUAAAUGAUUACAAAAUGCUUGAGGAGUGCUUUAACGGGAAGAAAAUGGGAAUUUGUAAUGGGAAAGUGUCACCUGAAGAUGUAGAGGCGUACAAGUAUGCGUUCUCUGGGAAAGGAGGGUUUUAUGGUCCCAUCAACUAUUAUCGUGCUGCCUUAUGGGACUCAAGGGAUCCCCUCCCCUACUGCCUGAUAGAGACACCCACCUUGGUAAUCUGGGGGGACAAAGAUGUGGCCCUGGACCCUCAGUUGGCUCAUGUACCCAAGAAAUAUGUGUCCAACUUAACAGUGGAACAUGUGGAAAAUGCCAGCCAUUGGGUUCAGGUGGACCAACCAGAUGUAGUCAACAAACACAUUAGAGAGUUCCUCAAGGGGAGUAAGCAAGAGUAGAUGCAAGGCAUAUAUAUGGUAGUAAAUGUAUGUACAUGUUAGCGUUGUUUCUGUGUGUGUUAAUGAAUAUACAUUGAAUUAUUUUUAUGGUAGAUGAUUGAUUGUAUUUGAACUUUAGUUCUCAUUCUUUUUCUUUGUUUUUUUUUUGUUUUUUUUUCAUUAUUGGUAUAGCCUGACUGUUCAUAGGCAAGGGGUAAAUAUACUGCAAAAUAAUUACAUAGAUACAUAUAGAAAUCAGACUUUCAGUUAUUCUGUCAUAGAAGUAAUGCAGAAUAUUUUGUGAGCAUAUGAUUCGAUGGGCAGUGAUCUAAGGAUGGAACAAUUCACAUAUCCAAGACAUGCCUUUCAUAAAGUACAUGUAUCUUAGAUUUUUUAAAAUAAACCAGGCAUUUGAAUUGCUUAUUUUUUCACAUAUUUCACCCUUUGUCUUAUUCUGCUCUGUAGAAUAAGACAAAAUAUGCAUUGAUUUGGACUGGAGGAAUCUUAAAUAUUAUGUCUAUAAUAUAGUUUUUAAAACUUAUGAUUCCAGUUAACAGACUGGCUCAAUAAUGAUAAAGGCUUUGCAUAAUAAUUUAUGAAUUUAUGAUAUAAAUAUUUAAAAAAUUACGUUGAUUGAUAAAGUAAUAUUUAUAUAUUUCAUGUAUAUGUACCUGAUGUACUUUAUGUGAUAUUAUAAGGACAUUCAUGAUUUUAUGCAUGAAGUGAAUGGAAUAAGUAUGUGAGAGUAUUUUCAUUUAUGACUUUGUAUUUUUACGAAUAUAUUAUAAUUUCUCAAUGGAUGGAGUUCCCCCUUGGGUCAUAUAUUACUGCCAAAAAUGACAGUUAUUCAUGUAAUAACGUAAUUUAGGAUCUUAAUGAAGAUUUACAAAGAUUUUCAUGAAAAAUACAUUUUAUUUGUGUGAAAUUUUUAAAUAAAUAUAUUGUAUCAAUAAUUUAGUCAGAUAUUUAACUCUCAGUUUUUGUUACUGAUUUAACGUACAAUCUGGCAAAAUUCUGACAUCUGCGGUUAAAAAAUAAGAGGUCAUAUCACAUUUCAAAUUCAAAAUCUUCAUACAAAAAUGAAGUUGAAAUUGGGUCUGUACAGAGGGCCCCUGGGCUUGAUCCAGGGGGGAUAACACCAGGCACUGGCCUAUGCUAAAUAUUCUAUAUGAAUUGUGGGCGCAAUUUGUACUGCAAAAGUUAUCUCCCUUUUAUCGUACGGUAAUUCUGCUGUUGCUUGUCGUGGAAUUGCACGGACGUCCCUGUGUUUUAUUUAUUUAUAUAUUUGAUUUGUGUUUUAUGCCGUACUCAGGAAUAUUUCACAUACGACGGCGACCAGCACUGUGAUGGGAGGAA
Molecule: messenger RNA, 2485 nt
Organism: Liolophura sinensis
Lineage: Eukaryota; Metazoa; Mollusca; Polyplacophora; Chitonida; Chitonidae
Product: epoxide hydrolase 1-like
Exons: 6
Coding region: 155-1150 (331 amino acids)
Molecular function (GO): catalytic activity
Source: RefSeq, a predicted model, not a curated record